Aspergillus nidulans FGSC A4 is the source of this 1926-nucleotide messenger RNA. RefSeq names its product DnaJ domain protein. NCBI's taxonomy places the organism in Eukaryota, Fungi, Ascomycota, Eurotiomycetes, Eurotiales, Aspergillaceae. The transcript is spliced from 4 exons. The coding region runs from base 1 to 1926 and encodes 641 amino acids. The record is from RefSeq and is a predicted model, not a curated record.
AUGGCGAGCUCGUCAAGACUACGAAUGAUGAACUGCUACGACAUUCUGGAGAUACCACCAGAUGCAUCUUUGAAGGACAUCAACAGUGCCUACAAGAGACUCGCUUUGAAGCACCAUCCGGACAAAACAAAAGGUGAUGACGCCGCUAUCAAGUUCCAGAAGAUCACCGAAGCCGUCGAGAUUCUCCGGAACUCAAUUACCCGCCGAGAGCACGACAUGCAACUCGGUCGGAGAUACAGACCCUACAGCGAGGAGGAACGUCUCUUCGCUAGCCCUGAUUACAAGGGAUGGAAGCCCAAUGGCAUAUAUGGGGACACCUCUGUCCGCAAGAAUCGGUACAUGUUCAGCUUUGGCGAGAGCGUUCAUAUGAACCCCCAGUCCAAAGAAUCGCAGGAAGAAAUAGCUCGUUGGGACAGAACCCGCGAAGAGGAGGUAGAAAGAGAGAAUCAGGAGAAAAUCUGCCGAGCUGCUGAGGAAUUUGCCGCUGAAGAGUCAGAAUCAAUACAUCAAAGGGCCUGGUAUUUCGUCUGGAACCAUCCCGAGUCGCAGGAAGAACUGCCUCGCUUCGACGGAACUCGUGAAGCAAGCGCAGAGACAGAGGAGCAGGAAAAUAUUCGUAUAUCUGCUGGGAAAUUUAUCUCUGAUGAUUCAACGGAGAAUACAGAUUGUCAGAAGGCCUGGCGGUCUGUCCUGAACUCGGACGAACAACCUUUUGACGUGCCAAGGCAAACAUAUAGCGGUAGAGCAUACAAUGGACUUUGGCCAGUUUGUUGUGCUGGAGUAAGGCCUAACGAGGAAUCUCACGGAGUGCUCAAAACUGAUCCUGUUGGCGGAGCUGGGAUUGGCCUAGAAGCGGAGGUUAGAGAGAAACAUGAGCAUGAUUGUGAUACUGACGCCCAGUCUGAGACUGAUGGCUAUUGUAACAUCGCAUCUGGAUUAAGUUUCGACCUUGAUGCUUAUCCGAACGUCGUCCCUGAUACUGAAGGUAACGCCAAGUUUGGAAUGCAACCAGUGAAUGUGCUCAAAGCCGAUCAAAACAGCGACGUCAAAUCCGAGAUUAACAUUCUCCUAAGCAGGAUUGAGUAUGAGCGCCGCAAUACUGCUGCUGAAGCAGAUAUUGAGAUCUUUCUUCCUCUCGAGAAAGAGCUCCAAACUGGUUCUAGCCUCCAUGAUGCAACAGAUGCCGAUGUUAAAACCACCGUCGAGGACCACACUUCUAUUCAUAUGGCAUCGCACCAGCGCAGCAUAGAGAAAGACCUGCCUGCAUCCGAAUAUUCGGCAGUCUACGCGAUGAUUGGUGCCUGGCCCUGUUCAAGUGAAGACACUCGAGUUAAAGCAAACGCAAUCUCUAGCGGAGACACAGAAGACGAAAGCGCUGGCUCUAUUUACUAUGACUUUAGUGAUGCACCAUCAUAUCAUUCAAGUCAUUCAGAAAACGAAGAUCACCAUGACCUCUUUACCGAAGAAAUAUCCAGCGUGGAUCACAGCGAUGCCUCGCCAACCCCUGUGUGGUAUGACUUCGCCGAGUUCGACGAAGCGAACGUCUACCCCCACUUAGCUUCUUUCAUCCCAUACUUUGCCUCGAAAUUAGCUGACGAGAAUGGCCGUUAUAGCAGAGAGGAUUUCUACGGUGAACUGAAAGGCAUGAUUAUGGAGACAUAUUGCGGUUGGCUUGAGACUGUGCGUAUGACCAUUCCAGGUGCGGCAAGCUCAGCGAAUACUCUUGACCCAAUUGGGUGCCGCCAUUUAGGCUACUGGAAGAAAGACUUGGGACACGAGGAGUGCGAGGGGUGCGAUUUGUGGAGGCCGAUAUAUACCCUUGUCUGCCCCGGUUGCGGCGUUAAGAGUGGCUUCCAUGACUUCUUGUUAAAUUGCUUGUCUGUUGGCCUAAGCAUGGGCCAAAAGGCGAGUGUGACAAUUGAGUAA